Magnusiomyces paraingens is the source of this 2736-nucleotide messenger RNA. RefSeq lists its product as uncharacterized. Gene Ontology annotation, cellular component: nucleus; Ste12p-Dig1p-Dig2p complex; Tec1p-Ste12p-Dig1p complex. Gene Ontology annotation, biological process: sexual reproduction; regulation of pseudohyphal growth; regulation of DNA-templated transcription. Lineage: Eukaryota; Fungi; Ascomycota; Dipodascomycetes; Dipodascales; Dipodascaceae. Gene Ontology annotation, molecular function: DNA-binding transcription factor activity. The coding region runs from base 1 to 2736 and encodes 911 amino acids. The transcript is spliced from 2 exons. The record is from RefSeq and is a predicted model, not a curated record.
AUGUCAAUGCCUAUCCAUGUUCCAGGCCACGCGCCUGCAAACUUGUCUAUUGAAGAACAACAACAAUCUGAUCAGCAAUUAAUACAACAACCUUCCUCAGAUUCAAUGGCUUCUUUAUCAGAAACACUCAACCAUCUAAUAGAAUUAAAAUUCUUCCUCCUCACAGCUCCAACUAAAUUACAAACCAGAGAAGGCAUCCACAGACACACACUUCCAAAUAAAGAUCAAAUCUCUUGUGUCGCUUGGAAUGCCCUUUAUUUUAUUACAGGAACAGACAUUGUCCGCUGUUUAACUUUCCGUUUCGAAGCCUUUGGCCGUGAAAUCACCAAUCGCAAAAAAUUCGAAGAAGGCAUCUUUUCAGACCUCAGAAACCUCAAAUGUGAUGGAGAUGCUGUCUUGGAACAACCAAAAUCACCCUUUCUAGACUUUUUGUAUAGAAAUAACUGCGUCCGAACUCAAAAGAAGCAAAAAAUCUUCUUUUGGUGGUCCGUUAACCACGAUAGACUCUUUCAAGAUGCCCUCGAACGUGACCUCAAAAAGGAACUCUCAAAUAAACGCUCUUCAACAACACCAGUCAGAGAACCAGCAAUCUCGUUUCAGUACGAUAGCACAAGAACACUCCAUGACCAACUUCCAGAUAUCAUUGACCGCUUCCCAAGGCAUCUGGCUGACCUAGCAGACGCGUCUUCUCUUUUAACAAAUAUUACUCUGCCAUCUGGACAAACCCUACAAAUUCCUCCUUAUACUGCAGGUGCUGCUUAUCCUAUCGGUGGCCCCACUAUCCCCGGUCCUGUAUUAACAACUCAACCACAACCACAACCACAACCACAACUACAACUACAGCCACAACCACAACCACAACCACAACCACAAUUACAACAACCUCUUACCUUUCCUCAACAAGUGCCUCUUCCAAAUGGACAAGUCAACCACCAUCAUCAUACUCUCCCGGGUUCUCAUCCUCACCAUCAUCAUCAAAUCCCGGCCUUUCUCCCCCAUCAUCUCGUUACAAACGAUCCCCUUUCUCAACAGCAGCUGCAACAACAGCAACAGCAGCAACAGCAGCAACAGCAGCAACAGCAGCAACAGCAGCAGCAACUCAUUCAAGCAAACCAUCAGGUAUCUUAUAUUGUCAAUCCACAGCAACCUCCAAUCCUUCAAUCAAAUGGCGUGUUUGUUACUCCCUCAGGUCAAGAGGUAUUUUUCCCAUCUUCUGAAGCGGCUCUAAUGCAACAACAGCAACAACACUUGUUUCAAAAUGCCCACCUAAUUCAAGCAGUACAACAACAACAACCAUUAAUUCCGGCACCCGCAACUAUUCAAGCUAUUCACCCAACAAUACAUCCGGGAAUGCAUCCAACUGCUGCUGCUGCCGCUGCUGCCGCUGCUGCUAACAAUACAAUCCCACAACCUAUCUAUGCAUACCCCCAGCCACAAUACACUAAUAGUGCGCUUCAAACCCCAAUAGUAGCCACCCCCAUGGUUCCAGUAAUGCCAGCCCCACCCCAGGAAAUUGUCACUACUAAUAUAAUAAAUCCCACUGCUACACCAAAAUCGGCUGGCCUGAUACAAGAUGAGCAGUUACAACAACAACAACAACAACAACAACAACAACAACAACAGCCGAAACAAAUUAUAGAAACCCCGCGGGACGAGGACGGCCUUCCAAGCGAUUUCCCAUUAGAUUAUGUUGCCCAACUUGAUCCUAACGAUCCCUUUAGUCAGUUUGAUCCAAGACCACUUUUUAAGAAUUUUUCUUCAGAUUUACCUUCUGAUACUAUCACCAUGCCUGCACCCCCAUUAACACUGGCUGCUCCACCUGCUGCUACUACUUCAACUCCAACAAGUCUAAGUGCUACUGCUAUAACUACACCAGCUCCUUCAACAGCAAUUACUACUGCCACUCUUGGUCCAGACGAAUCCAUAUUUUCUUAUAAUAAAUCCCAAUAUCACGUCAUGUACCAACAAGAUGCAAAUGGUGCCUAUACACCAGUUUUAGUUCCUGUUCAGCAAACACUAUCUCAACAAGAGCCGACAGUUUCUUUGCCACCUAAUACCAGUGCAGCAAAAGUAUCAAAAACACCACAGAAACCUUCAAAACAGCAGCAACAAAAUCGUGCAGCAGCUAUUGUAAAUGCAAUUGAAAAUGCUACUAGUGGUAGUAGUAGCGCUACAACAACCUCAGGUUCAAGUUCAGGUGCAAAUAGUAGCGGUAGUAGUAGCAGUAAUAGUACGGUUGUUGAAAAAUCAGAGUACCCAAUGUCACAGUUUUUCAUUCCAACGCCAUCCGAAUCUGGAUGUAGUGACUUGGCAGGAUAUCAACCAGAUGUUGAAGCUGCUGAUGAUGAAUCUCCACCUACUCCCUUUAGACAAGCAUCUGCAGUUAAGCCUGUGGUGAUAAACGGUGUACAAGUUCUGCCUACAUCAGCACCAACAGCAGGAUCAACUACUCUUUCAAUCACUGGAGUCGCUUUAACGACUACUGCUACUUCUGCUUCUGCCAUUCAGGCCCCUCCACUACCCGCACCCUCAGGUCAUUAUGCUGCAGGCCAGCAUGACUCUACCGUGGAAGAUGCCGCAGCUGCAGUUAAUAAUAAUAACAACAAUAAUAAUAAUAAUAAUAAUAAUAAUAACAACUCUGUAGCAGCAGAGUUUUUUGAAAAUUACAUGUUUAUGGGUGACUCUGAUCCUAGCGCGAGCUUGGUGAUGCCAUUUGGAUUGUAUCGAACGGAAUGA